Molecule: messenger RNA, 1917 nt
Organism: Cygnus olor (mute swan)
Lineage: Eukaryota; Metazoa; Chordata; Aves; Anseriformes; Anatidae
Gene: MAB21L3
Product: mab-21 like 3
Exons: 6
Coding region: 131-1222 (363 amino acids)
Source: RefSeq, a predicted model, not a curated record
UAGGUGAUCUGAGCUUCACGGGGCAAAAAGGCUCUGAGCAGCUUGCUCUGAGUGUCCCUCUACUUCCAGAUGCAGGCAAACAAGUGAAGAGUGAAGUCACACUUUAGAGAGCAGCGAAGACCAUCUUGCCAUGAAACCAUUCACAGAUGAAGAUGUAGAAAUCUACAUCCAGAGCAAGGUGGAACCACGACAUUAUCUGGUUUCCAAAACAGUGGAGGAGGUGCAGAAAAUCAUCCAGCAACUGACCACAGAAAUCAGCUAUAAGGCCACACGAUUCCAGGCUAUCUCCAACUCUGGCAUUCACAAUGAGAAUAUUAAGGUCUUAGCACCCAGCCAAUUCCUCAUCACAGUUCCUCUGCGCGGCCUGACCGGGUACAGGGAAUGCCAAGUGCAGCACUGGCGUUAUUACACCGUGCACGGAGCCAAGCUCCUCUCCUCCGUGCGGGACCCCGAGGAACUGCAUCAAUGGCUAGAGCUGGAGCAGUUCUCAAAAAGCCUUCAGCAGUGGCAUGAAACAGACGUAAACAUCGAAGGCGAUCUGGUUCCAGCCAAAGUCCUCGUCGUCUUCCGGGAGCUGGUGGAGAAGUCGAUUAUCUCCUGUAACCUCUCCAGCAAAGUGACAGUGCUGGAGAGCUUCAGCUCAGUGGUCCGGGUAGCUGUGGAGACGUCAGAAUCCCAGGUGGAGGUGGAGCUGGUCCCUACUGUGGAGAUCCCGACUUGCUGGCCUGAGAAAGCCCGGUGGCCUCGCUGCCUUAAGCGUUGGCCUUCCCAGGAAAAAGUGCAGUGCAUCAAGUCACUUGGAUUUGACCUUUUGGCCCGCUCCAAUUAUCACUGGCAGCUGUGCUUCGCCCGUGCUGAGCAUAUGCUCAUGGAAGGCCUCGAUGAAGAUGGUGGUUGUCGCAUGAAGUGCUUCAGGGUCAUGAGGCAGAUGAAGGAAGAUGUCUGGUGUGCUGGAAAUAAGCCUAUCAUCACUGCUUAUCACCUUCAGACAGUGCUAUUCUGGACGUGUGAAAAAUACCCACGCACCAAGGAUUGGCGCUGCUUCCGCGAAGCCUUCCUGAGACUGGUGCAGAAGCUGCACAAGUGCGUAAGCCAGCACUUCCUCAAGCAUUACUUUGUCAAGAACACCAAUCUGCUCAAAUACGCUAACACCAGUGACCUGGACGUGGUGGCCAGCAAGCUCGCAGUCUUCUUGGAGAACCCUGUCUUCUGCCUGGACUGAGGCAGGGGAAGGCCUCCUUGCCCCAACUUUGAGCUGUUCCCCCACCUCUUCUCCCCGCUGGUUGUUCUUCGUGUGUCCUUCCAGUAGACGUUGCAGCUGGCUUUCUAAGACAGUUGGCACAUGCAGCAUGAAAGAGAUGUGGCAAGCUGGCAGCGGUGGGCGGUGAAAAAUGAUGGAGGUAUCGCUUGAUGCCCAGCCGAUCUAGCUCACUUUCAGCAGUGACAACCUUCCUGGAAGCUACAGCCCGUGAAACCCAGUUCUGUGUCAGUCAGAGCAGGCAACUGCCUUGUUCUCUGCCUCCAGUCUUGUGGCAUGCAAGCAGAAAGGCGUUGCGAAGACGUCUCACCCUGCUGCCUCCCCGCUGUGUAACCUAGCACAUGGGUGGCGGCUGCCUCCCUCGUUCUCACAAGGACGCUGUGCUUAAUUCCCUGCCAAGCUCACAGGCCAGCUCUUCAGAAGAGCAGAGGAACAUGAUUUCUGAGGUGUAUUGAAGUUGGAAGCUUCCUCUGAGACAGUCUGUGAUGCCUCCAUCUACAGUUAAAUGGGAUCCUGCUCCAGUACAAAGAUAACCACGCUAGUAGCCUUGAAUAGCUCAAGGGAAGCAAGAGGAGGAAUGUUGGUUUUUGCUGCCGCCUCAUUUUUUUCUCCUCCACCUCCAUUUUUCCUCUCAUACUUCAAAUAUAUUUUCUUCAUGU